GCUGGGAAGAGGAGGGGUUGUUUAGGACCAUGAGGAGCACAGUCAGUGUGGAGUGAGGCGAGCAUGGGAGAAGAGUAGUGGAGCGUCGUCUUCUGGAGCUGCGCGCUGAUCCUGGUGAUGCUGCUGCUCAAGUGUUGCAUGCUGAAGAGUCCCGACGCUCUGUGAGAGAGCAUUCAAGGAUGAUAGGAUGAAGGUUGGCAACGAGGGGAAAUAAAGAUGAAGAUAAGAGUGUACCAAGGGGUUAGUGGCAUCAUCAUCGUCACCAUGGUUACCAGUUUUAUGUUGGUGUACAACAGCAGCUCUGGUGACCGAUCAUCUUCGUCAUCGCCCCACCGUUUAGAUGCUGCUCUUCCAUCCACAAAGACGCCAGGGAGGCCGCUGAGACUCCCAAAACCACCACUGGAGGGGUACACAGGUGUCAUGGAUCAGAAGCCUAUGAAGAUGCACUGCAGGACUUGUGCUCUGGUGACCAGCUCUGGCCAGCUAACUGGGAGCAAGAGAGGUGAAGAAAUCGACCGCUCUGAGUGCGUAAUCCGAAUGAAUGACGCUCCGAGCAUAAACUACCAGCAAGACGUUGGUCAACGCACAAACCUGCGUGUUGUAGCUCACUCCAGCCUGCAGAGGGUGCUGCGGAGCCGACAGGAGCUGCUCAAUGCGAGCCAAGACACAGUGUUCAUCUUCUGGGGACCCAGCAGCUGCAUGAGACGGGAUGGAAAAGGCCACGUUUACAACAACCUCAGGCUGUUGAACCAGCUUUUGCCUAAACUUAAAGUCUACGUCAUUUCUCGAAUCAAAAUGCUGAAGUUUGAUGAACUGUUUAAAAAGGAAACAGGGAUUGAUAGGAAGAGUUCCAACUCCUGGCUGAGUACUGGCUGGUUCACCAUGGCCAUAGCUGUGGAGCUGUGUGACAAGAUCAACGUGUAUGGCAUGGUACCACCUGAUUUCUGCAGAGCUUCCUCUCAUCCCUCUCUGCCUUAUCAUUACUAUGAGCCCUCGGGGCCCGACGAGUGCUCCAUGUAUCUCUCCCACGAGAGGAGCCAACGAGGAAGCCACCACCGCUUCAUCACGGAGAAGGCAGUGUUUGCAAACUGGGCUCGAACCCUCAACAUCCAUUUUCACCAGCCAGACUGGAAGCCAGCUACUCUCACUACCAGCAUGAAUAGCUCAUACACUCCAGUUCCAGCUGGAUCCUGAGGUUCUCUGAAGAGACGGCCCCCAGAAGUGUGGAAUAUGUGAAGGGUUGUGGAGGGUUUCCAGCGUGCUCCCUCUUUCUGGACAAUAUGAAUGUAUUAGACAGCAGUAGGACAGAACGGAACAGGCAACUGUUGUGGCUGAGCAGCUUGGCAGAAUAUUAUUGCGUAAGAAAGAAGCCCCAACAAUGUUUUGGAAGUGUAACUGUAAAAGGAGGAAUUUAAUUCUGAAAUCAAAGCCAUGGAGGCUGGCUCAAGUGUUAGUUUUUUUAAACUCUGUGUAGAGCUGCUUUAACAACACUCGAGCUGUCUGAGAGGAGACAAACAAUGAGGCAGAACACCACUGCAAUAACCGCAGUAUGACUGAUUCAUUUCCAUAAACUCAAUACAGAUUCAGUGAGGACACUGAGGUCAUGUCCUCACUAUUCUAGAUAUUUGGCAGUUUUAAUGAACCUGACAAGGAGUUUAUAACUUUACAAUCACACACAUUAAACAGUAUUUUUUUUUCCAAAUCUGACUGUGAUGUUUUUUGUCCCUUUGUUUAAAAUCUUCAACAAUUGUGACCCUUUUCAACAAUACAAUAUUCAUAAUGCAAACAGCAAGGACAACACAGACAAAGAAAAGGGUGACAGUUGAAAUAUUUGGGUUUAUAGUAAGUAGUAGUAGUAUAGUUAAUAGUAACAUACAACCUAUUCAUACUUCUACUGUAUAUGUCAAUGACAGAACAAAGCCAUCACGUUACACCAAAUAUUGCCAAAAAUGGAUUUUGGGGUCUAUUGUAAUAGUAUUUCAAUUAUCAAUAAUGUAUUAAUAUUUUUUGUCUUUUGUCUAUUAAAUGUCAGAAAAUGCCCUUUACAAAUUGUUAGUUCUAUGUGAGGUUUUCACAUGUCUUGUUUUGAUCUGACAGUGAAAAUCAAAGAUUUAUAAACAGUAUAUACACAUGAUGCUUUUAUAUAAACCCCAGUGGUCCCCUGAUACCAUAUCUGAAGUCUCUUACCCAAAAUUCAGCUUUGGUGCAGAAUUCCAGCCACGACAGCCAGUCCCACAAUGAGCUUUCCUUAGUAUGUGUCAUUUCUGAGUCUGUAGCUUUUGAGGAGGAGAGAGGGGGGGUUAAGUGGAGGCUUGGGGUGUGUCCUUGACCAACUCCAACUUUGCUAGUUUGAAAGCCAUGAUGUCCCUCUCUCAUGGGCGGGCCUAAUUCUCUAGGCGGGCAAAACAGAGUAAGGGGAAGUAACCUUGCCCCUUCUGACCUCAUAAGGAGCAAGAUUCCAGACUAGAGCAUCUGAGCUUUCAUUUUCUCAAAGGCAGAGCAGGAUACCCAGGGCUCUGUUUACAUCUAUCGCCAUUUCUACCCACUAGUGGGCCUUAAGCAGGCUGGGGAAACUCAUAAUAAUGUUAGAAAACCAAGUGACAUUAUCAUGCCAUGGGACCUUUAAU
Etheostoma spectabile (orangethroat darter) is the source of this 2627-nucleotide messenger RNA. It is a transcript of the gene st6galnac5b, whose product is annotated as ST6 (alpha-N-acetyl-neuraminyl-2,3-beta-galactosyl-1,3)-N-acetylgalactosaminide alpha-2,6-sialyltransferase 5b. The transcript has 5 exons. Gene Ontology annotation, biological process: ganglioside biosynthetic process; oligosaccharide metabolic process. The coding region runs from base 217 to 1194 and encodes 325 amino acids. NCBI's taxonomy places the organism in Eukaryota, Metazoa, Chordata, Actinopteri, Perciformes, Percidae. Gene Ontology annotation, molecular function: alpha-N-acetylgalactosaminide alpha-2,6-sialyltransferase activity. The record is from RefSeq and is a predicted model, not a curated record.